CGGCUUCACAAAUCGCUAACUAGCUGAAUCAUUUGGUAGAAGUCUCCCCUUUUCUUGUGAUUGUACUUGUCUUGCACUGCAAUGGCGGCAAGAUACGACAGAGCCAUUACUGUCUUUUCUCCCGAUGGUCAUCUCUUCCAAGUGGAGUAUGCGCAAGAAGCUGUAAAGAAAGGUUCCACAGCGGUGGGGAUCAGAGGUAAAGACAUUGUUGUCCUUGGUGUUGAGAAGAAAUCAGUGGCAAAGCUGCAGGAGGAAAGGACUGUCCGCAAGAUAUGUGCCCUGGACGAGCAUGUCUGCAUGGCCUUUGCAGGUCUGACAGCAGAUGCCCGCAUUGUGAUAAACAGAGCUCGGGUUGAGUGCCAGAGCCACAGGCUAACCGUUGAGGACCCAGUCACAGUGGAAUAUAUCACACGCUACAUAGCUACACUGAAACAGCGCUACACUCAAAGCAAUGGGCGCAGGCCAUUUGGCAUCUCUGCGUUAAUUGUUGGCUUUGACGAUGAUGGAACUCCCAGACUCUAUCAGACCGACCCGUCAGGAACCUACCAUGCCUGGAAGGCAAAUGCAAUCGGCCGUAGCGCAAAAACUGUGAGGGAGUUCCUGGAGAAGAAUUACACAGAUGAAGCCAUUGCAGGGGACAAUGAGGCAAUCAAGUUGGCAAUCAAAGCUUUGCUUGAGGUUGUCCAGUCAGGAGGGAAAAAUAUUGAACUUGCUGUCAUCAGACGAAAUCAGCCACUGAAGAUUUUGGAAUCCAAGGAAAUUGAGACUCUGGUGGCUGAGAUUGAGAAGGAAAAAGAGGAAGAGGCAGAGAAGAAGAAGCAGAAAAAAUCCACCUGAAGCAGUUAACUAAGAGUUUUUCUUUAUCGCACUUGGAUGACAUUAGCAUAUUUGGGUUGCAGAUAUUGGUAUGUUUCAGAGACUUUACUUCUCUCAUUCGUUUCAUUGUAAAGACAUAAACCAUAACUUGAGAUCUGUUGAUGUUUCUGAGUGAUACAGUGCCAUCUACAAACGAUACCAUGUUCUGAUACUUCCAGCUGUUGAGUUAACUGAUGUUUAAAAGUGCAUACACAGAUCUCAAGUUAGGGUUUAGAUCUUAAACUACACUUACAGGAUGUUUUUAUAUCAGACACCAAACAGCUCUGAUGGUGACGAAUCUCAAAUAUUGAAAUAAAUCGUUUGUAACAUUCAAACAUUGAAACUCAACGCUCAAUAAAAGCUGACUUUGUUUGUAAAA
Molecule: messenger RNA, 1234 nt
Organism: Centropristis striata (black sea bass)
Lineage: Eukaryota; Metazoa; Chordata; Actinopteri; Perciformes; Serranidae
Gene: psma8
Product: proteasome 20S subunit alpha 8
Exons: 7
Coding region: 82-837 (251 amino acids)
Biological process (GO): ubiquitin-dependent protein catabolic process
Cellular component (GO): proteasome core complex; nucleus; proteasome core complex, alpha-subunit complex
Source: RefSeq, a predicted model, not a curated record